CAGGCCCCGGCGCGGCCCCAGGCUGGCCCGGCACCUCCCUCCCGCGUUGCCCAGGCAGCGGGGCCGCGGCGACGCGCAGGUCCUUGCAGUUGAGCACAAACAGACCAUGCCUCUUCCAGAAACCAUAUUUUGUGGUCAGCAGAUCAAAAUCCCCCCUGAGCUACCUGAUAUUCUGAAGCAAUUUACUAAAGCUGCUGUGAGAACCCAACCCUGUGAUGUUUUGCAGUGGGCAGCUGCCUAUUUUUCAGCGUUGUCAAAAGGUGAACCCCUUCCUGUGAAGGAGAGAGUUGAAAUGCCUUUAGCAACAGUGAAAGCAGAGGUUGGUUUGACGCCAGGAUUUCUCAGAGUCUUGCACAACCAGCUUUCUUCCAAAGGCACAGUGAGUGUCAUAGAACUGAAGGAGAAAUGGAAGAACUUGUGCUUGCCAGACAAGCAGCUGGAAGUUAUCCUCCAGGUGGAUGACUUUGGUGAGGAGGUGGAAUGGAUGAAAGUUUUAGCACUUGGGUGCAGCACACUGGGUGAGUCACUGCUGAGUUCAAUGGAACAUGCCUGCAAAAUCUUAACAAAGGACCCAGAAGGUGGAGCAGCUCCUGUUACCUUUGAAACAUUCUCCUUCCUUUACUCCUACUUGGCCAGUAUUGAUGGAGAGAUACCAGAGGAAGAAACAGAAGCAUUCCUCACCAGAAUUAAAGAACAAGCUGACCAACAAACUGGCAUGGUGCUGCUCAGAAACUUCUUGACUCAGCCAUCAGCAAAGUUUUGAUCAAGCCUAUUCUACAGCAGCAGGGGGAAAAAAAGAUAAAGGAAUAAAUAUGUGUAAGAAAAUAA
This is a messenger RNA of Pogoniulus pusillus (Red-fronted tinkerbird), 828 nucleotides long. RefSeq names its product rhophilin associated tail protein 1 like (gene ROPN1L). Lineage: Eukaryota; Metazoa; Chordata; Aves; Piciformes; Lybiidae. The transcript has 6 exons. The record is from RefSeq and is a predicted model, not a curated record. Bases 107 to 763 code for a protein of 218 amino acids.